CUCUGGCCUGCCCUGCAGGAGUCACAGUCCCGGCCGGGGCUGUGGGAGCACAGGCCUACGUUGAAGACAGAGCCCUUCUCCAGCUUCUUUGUCUCCCAUCCUGAUUCUUGCCACUGGAUGCAGGAUGCUGUCCUCUCCUGGUGUGAUGGCAUGCUCACGGACCUGCUCCCGCAUCCUGGGGCUGAGCCUCGGGACGACUGCCCUGUUUGCUGCUGGAGCCAACACAGUGCUCCUCUUUCCCAACUGGGAUGUGAGCUACCUGUUGAGAGGCCUCAUUGGCAAGCAAGCCAUGCUGGGCUCUGGGCUCUGGGGAGGAGGCCUCAUGGUACUCAUUGCAGCUACCCUCAUCUCCUUGACGGGCUGGAGAUAUGGCUGCUUCAGUGAAAGUGGGCCCUGUCAAAGUAUGCUCACUGCUCUGCUGUCCAGUAGCCUGGCUUUUCUAGGAGCCUUGAUUUGCUUUAUCACUUCUGGUGUAGCCCUGAAAGAUGGCCCUUUAUGCAUGUUCGAUGCCUCAUCCUUCAAUCAGAUGCAAGCUUGGAAAUAUGGUUACCCAUUCAAAGACUUGCAUAACAGGAAUUAUUUGUAUGACCGUUCACUCUGGAACUCUGUCUGCCUGGAGCCUUCUAAAGCCGUCAUCUGGCACGUGUCCUUCUUCUCCACCCUUCUGUGCGUCAGCCUCCUCCAGAUUCUCCUGGUGGUCAUUCAUUUCAUCAACAGCUUCUUGGGACUUUUCUGCAGCCUCUGUGAGAAGUGAUAGGUAAAUGCCCUUUCAUGCGAGAGAGUUUUCCUCAGAAACUGUCUUGAAUCCCUUCUGUAAGAAGUGGGUAUGGAUUGUAAACAAACUUCUUUUUUAGGUAUGCCUGUAACAAUGAUUCCUUGAGCAUAGGCUGAAUGAUAUUGAAUUUUGAAUCACAUUGUAAACUGCAAGUCAUUAUUAUUGUGUAGGAACUUACGGUUCAUAAAAUGUCUUCCAGCCAUGGCCUCAUUUCAGCCUCUCAACAACCCUGUAAAAUUGGUCACAGGUCACAGAUAUAGCAGUUAAAGUUCCUAGAACAUAACAGACUUAAUGCCUAAAAGCUCUCACCUGGGUUCAGGUAAAGUUAGUACUUGAGCUCUUAUCUUCUAAAUUCAAGUUCACCGGUUGUUAUGCACUGAACUGUGUGUCCCCAAAAUUCAUAGGUUGAAGCCCUCACCCCCCCAUGUGACUAUAUUUGUAGAUAGAACCUUUAAGAAGCUAAUUAACGUUAAAUGAGGCCAUAAAGGUAGGACCCUAAUCCAGUAGGACUAGCAUCUUUUUUUUUCUAAAUGCUUAUUUAUUUUUGAAAGAGGGAGAGAGACAGAGCGCAAG
Molecule: messenger RNA, 1348 nt
Organism: Lynx canadensis (Canada lynx)
Lineage: Eukaryota; Metazoa; Chordata; Mammalia; Carnivora; Felidae
Gene: TM4SF19
Product: transmembrane 4 L six family member 19
Exons: 5
Coding region: 125-754 (209 amino acids)
Cellular component (GO): membrane
Source: RefSeq, a predicted model, not a curated record